Odobenus rosmarus divergens (Pacific walrus) is the source of this 2885-nucleotide messenger RNA. RefSeq names its product inner centromere protein antigens 135/155kDa (gene INCENP). Gene Ontology annotation, cellular component: chromosome passenger complex; meiotic spindle midzone; kinetochore. The transcript has 18 exons. Gene Ontology annotation, biological process: meiotic spindle midzone assembly; metaphase chromosome alignment; positive regulation of protein serine/threonine kinase activity. The record is from RefSeq and is a predicted model, not a curated record. Lineage: Eukaryota; Metazoa; Chordata; Mammalia; Carnivora; Odobenidae. The coding region runs from base 1 to 2577 and encodes 858 amino acids. Gene Ontology annotation, molecular function: protein serine/threonine kinase activator activity.
AUGGGGUCGACAGCCCCAGGGCCCAUUCACCUGCUGGAGCUGUGUGACCAGAAGCUCAUGGAGUUUAUCUGCAAUGUGGACAAUAAAGACUUGGUGUGGCUCGAAGAGAUCGAGGAGGAGGCCGAGCGCAUGUUCACCAGAGAAUUCAGCAAGGAGCCUGAGCUGAUGCCCAAAACACCUUCUCAGAAGAACCGACGGAAGAAGAGACGGGUUUCUUAUGUUCAGGAUGAAAACAGAGACCCCAUCCGGAAAAGGUUGUCCCGCAGAAAAACGCGGAGCAGCCAGCUGAGCUCCCGGCACCUGCGCAGCAAGGACAAGGAGGAGAAGCUGGCCACGGUGGUGGGGGAGAACGGCUCUGUCCUGCGGCGGAUGACGCGUGCCACGGCCGCGGCCGCAGCAGCCACCGUGGUGUUCGCUGCCCCUUCGUCCAGCCCUGAGUCUCCCACAGCACUGACCACAAAGCCUGAAAACAGUCUGGCCGAGGGCCAGCUGGUGCCCGUGGUGCAGAUCAGCAUCAGCGAGCGCCAGAGUGCCGAGCAGCACCUCGGCCGGCUCGAGUCCGCCCAGGCUCCCUCUCCGGCUCCGUUCCCUCUAGCCACAGCUCCCGCCUCCCACAGCAUCUCGAUAUCAGAGGAGCAGUCAACCCCCAAGAAGCCAGAGGCUGGGAGACUGGAAUCUGUUACCGUGAGCUCCCUGAUGGCCACACCCCAGGACCCCAAGAGCCGAGGGGUCGGAACAAGCCGGUCGGCCUCCAAGCUCAGGAUCGCGCAGGCUUCCCCAGGCCCGCAGGACCUGUCAGGCUCUCCGGCCUCCCCGUGGCAGGAGCGGGUGCUGGCUCCCAUCCUGCCGGACAACUGCUCCACGCCCACGGGUACCCGCAUGAACCGGCAGUCGGUGCGGCGCAGCCUGAUUGCGCCGUCCUCCCCUGGCCACCAGCCCUCGCUGGCCCAGAAGUACUCCCUGGUGGCCAAACAGGAGAAACCUGUCCGCAGGUCAAGCAGAAGGAUUGGCAAGAAAGCCCCUGAAGAGCCAGCUGCCUCUGCCCGCAUCAUCUGUCACAGUUACCUGGAGAGGCUCCUGAAUGUGGAGGUGCCCCAGAAAGUUGGCCUUGAGCAGAAGCCCAGCGAGGAGGCUGAGACUGUGGAGGCGGCUGAGCCAGAGGUCCCCAAGAACAUGCCCCGCAGUGCCACCAAGAUCGCCAUUAGCACACCUGGCUCGCGGCCUGUGGCCGGUGGCCAGGAAACACCCUCUGAAGGGCAGCAAGGGCCCAAGACUGACCAAGCAGAUGGCCCCAAGGAGCCACCCCAGAGUGUCAGGAGGAAGCGCAGCUACAAGCAGGCAGUGAGUGAGCUGGACGAGGGGCAGCAGCUGGAGGACGAGGAGCUGCAAGCCCCCAGGAGCAAGACCCCUUCCCCGCCCUGUCCAGCCAGCAAGGUGGUGCGUCCCCUCCGGACCUUCCUGCACACCGUGCAGAGGAACCAGAUGCUCAUGACCCCGACCUCGGCGCCCCGCAGCAGCGUCAUGAAAUCCUUCAUCAAGCGCAACACUCCCCUGCGCGUGGACCCUAAGUGCAGCUUCGUUGAGAAGGAGCGGCAGCGCCUAGAGAACCUGCGGCGGAAGGAGGAGGUCGAGCUGCUCCGCAGGCAGAAGGUAGAGGAAGACAAGCGGCGGCGGCUGGAGGAGGUGAAGCUGAAGCGUGAGGAGCGCCUCCGCAAGGUGCUGCAGGCCCGGGAGCGGGUGGAGCAGAUGAAGGAGGAGAAGAAAAAGCAGAUCGAGCAGAAGUUUGCUCAGAUCGACGAGAAGACUGAGAAGGCCAAGGAGGAGCGGCUGGCUGAGGAGAAAGCCAAGAAAAAGGCAGCAGCCAGGAAGAUGGAGGAGGUGGAGGCGCGCCGGAAGCAGGAAGAGGAGGCCCGGCGGCUCAGGCGGCUCCAACAGGACGAGGACGAGCGGCGGCACCAAGAGCUGCUGCAGAAGAAGAAGGAGGAGGAGCAGGAGCGGCUCCGGGCCGAGAGGGAGCAGCAGGAGCGGGAGCGGGAGCGGGAGAAGGCCCUGCGGCUACACAAGGAGCGGCUGCAGAGGGAACUGGAGGAGAAGAAGAAGAAGGAGGAGCAGCAGCGCCUGGCCGAGGAGCGGCUGCAGGAGGAGCAGCAGAGGAGAGCCAGGGAGGCGGCGGCGGCCAGCAAAGGCCUGACUGCGACCCCGGACGCGCAGUCUCCAGCUUGUACCUCCUAUCAGAUGACGCCACAGGGCCACAGGGCCCCCCCCAAGAUCAACCCAGAUAACUACGGGAUGGAUCUGAAUAGUGAUGACUCCACCGAUGAUGAGGCCCAUCCCCGGAAGCCCAUCCCCACCUGGGCCAGAGGCACUCAGCUAAGCCAGGCCAUCAUCCACCAGUACUACCACCCCCCGAACCUGCUCGAGCUCUUUGGAACCAUUCUCCCACUGGACUUGGAGGACAUCUUCAAGAAGAGCAAGCCCCGCUACCACAAGCGCACCAGCUCUGCUGUCUGGAACUCGCCGCCCCUGCUGGGCGCCAGGGUCCCCAGCAGCCUGGUCUACAGCCUGAAGAAGUACUGAGGCCCCCAGGCCUUCUCAGCAGUCUCAGCCCCGGUGUGUGUCUGUCCGCCCCUCUGGUGGUCUGGUGCCACAUCCUGCCUGGUGUUCUGUCUCUGGGGCUUUGCCAUGUGUAUAUAAAUGUCCUCUGUGUGCUGCAGGUAGAACAUGGCCCAGGCCUGUUUGGAGGCUGCACUCAGUGGGUGUUUGGGGGAGAACCAGCCCAGCCCCACCUGGCCUGCAGACAGCACUCUGUAAAUAGAUUGUUAUAAUUCAGCAGAAUUUUAGCCUCUAGUGUUCGAGAGCUAGAUUAAUAAAGUCUGUUCCUUCAA